Mizuhopecten yessoensis (Yesso scallop) is the source of this 3490-nucleotide messenger RNA. RefSeq names its product zinc transporter ZIP9-B-like. Gene Ontology annotation, molecular function: metal ion transmembrane transporter activity. The record is from RefSeq and is a predicted model, not a curated record. The coding region runs from base 120 to 1082 and encodes 320 amino acids. Lineage: Eukaryota; Metazoa; Mollusca; Bivalvia; Pectinida; Pectinidae. Gene Ontology annotation, cellular component: membrane. The transcript has 7 exons. Gene Ontology annotation, biological process: zinc ion transport; transmembrane transport.
AAUACUGUCGAAUAAAACAUUUUACCGACCUGAAAAUUUAAGAGCCAUGUAGGCAAAACUUGAAACAGCUGAAACGAGAAAGCAACUACGUUUUGGACAUUUUUCUUUAAUAACCAACAAUGGACGACGUAUUUACUCUCAUUAUCUUGUCAUUUGCUAUGCUUGUAGGAUGUUACCUUUCCGGUUUGAUCCCAAUUGCGAUAACUUUUUCAGAGGAAAAGUUAAAGUUGAUCACAGUCUUUGGAGCAGGUCUCCUUGUUGGGACAGCCCUGGCUGUCAUCAUCCCUGAGGGAAUCCAUGCCAUGAGUGAAUCCAGUGCUGAAGCAACACACAUUCAUGAGGACGUACACAGUGACGUGCCUAACAAAGUGGACGGUGUACAUACAGGGGAAGACCACGCCCACAACCACACUCACAGUGUCUCCGACAACCACACCAUCAUAGGGGUGACGCUGGUGGCAGGCUUCAUCUUCAUGCUGCUUGUCGACCAGAUCGGGGGAGGACACAUGCACGCGUCAACAGAUGCUGAGGCUAAUGGAGCUGGGUCCACAAUUCAGCAGAACCGUCACAAGAUAACUGCCACACUGGGUCUGGUGGUACAUGCAGCAGCUGAUGGUGUUGCUAUGGGGGCAGCUAUAAUGAUGCAGAGGUCUCACCUGACACUGAUUGUAUUUAUAGCCAUCAUGUUACAUAAGGCUCCUGCUGCUUUUGGUUUGGUAACCUUCCUAUUGCAUGAUGGUUUUGACAAACCUAGGAUACGACGGCAUUUAUUAAUAUUUUCUGCAUCAGCUCCAAUUGCCUGUAUUCUUACCUAUGUAGGGUUGGCUCUCAGUCAGGAAAGUUUAGGAAAACUUCACAAUUUUCAAACCACAGGAAUUGCCAUGUUAUUUAGUGCUGGAACAUUUUUGUAUGUGGCAACAGUACACGUCCUACCAGAGGUGACCACCAGUCAUACGAAACAGGUCAACGCUGACAAAACGGUGGUCAUUCAUGAACAGAAGGGAUUCCGGCCGAUUGACCUAGUAGCCAUAGUGUCUGGAUCAGUGAUACCAGUCUUGUUAUCCUUUGGUCAUAAACAUUAAAACCUUAACUCCUAGACCUGAGAAUUUAACUGUGUGGUGCCAGUUUGAAACUUAAGGCUAAUAUUGUGUGGUUCCAGUUUAAUGUGGUUUUAAGGCUAAUAUUACAAGUGAUGUUAAACCAAUCUGAGUUCAAAUUAUUAUAAAAUGAGUGAUUUUAAAGCACAAUUUGAAUGAAAUUAAAAAUGAUUAUUGAUUUUAGUGCAGGUUUUUUGUUUAUUUAACUCUCUUUUUUAAGUUUAGAAAUUGAUUCAAACAUGAUUUGCCCAAAAAGGUUUUAAGAGGAAUUCAGUUAGGAUUUGGUAUGGGUUUAAUCGCAGAAAAGACAGGAUAACUAAAUAAUACUUUAUGUUUAUUGUAAUUUUAUGAUAAAGUUGGAGUAACUGGGCAGAGAAUUGGAACCGCACAACUGUUUUGCCUUGUAAAAUAUAACAGCUGUUCUGUGUAUAACAGAAGCAUGGCAAUACAGUGUGAGUGAGGUGUAAGAGGUGUACGUGUGUGAGGUGUGAUGUAAUUUUAUUGAUUCAGACGGUUAUUAUUUUUUUGUUAUGUAAAUAUAUAUUUUUUUGUUUUAAAAGAGAAAAAAGUCAUUGUUUUAGAUACAAUAGACACAUGAAUCUAUUUGAUAUGAAUUUAAAGGAAAUAACCAUUUUCAUCUGACAUAGAUAUGUUUAUCUUAUUUAUUUAUUCUAGGAUGUCAAACAUGUCAAUCAUCAGUGUUUGUAUUAAAGUGUCAUUUAACUUAGAUAUACAUUAACAGAGGUCUUUGGAAUAUUUGUUUCUAAAAACUCCUUACUAAAAGAUAAAAUGGAUUGUUUUGCAUGACGUUUUACCUGAAAUGGAGAAGACAUAUAUAUGUAGCAUGUUGUUGAUCUCCUAUAGGUGACUGAAGUGUGAAGUCAAAUUAAAUUUAUUCUUUUCUUUUUUGAACUUGAGGCUCUGACAAAAAUACUCAUUCUAAAUUAGUUCAGGAACAUUUACAAACAAUAACAGGAUCUGACAGUUGUUAUUUUUUGACCCUUUCUCUACUUGUAGCAUAAUCGUGCCUGUAGUGUUUCUGAUCUUGUUGAUAUUUUCAUCCUUUAUCUAUAUUGAUACUGUACAUACAGUUUUGUCUGAUAUUUCUUCACUGACUGUUCAAAUUCUCUAGGUGUGGGAUAAGAUUUAUCGGUACUUUUGUAUUUAGUUUGGUUUAAACAUAUUGCAGAGACAAACAGAUUGGACCUCAUGUUAAUUUCAAUGGGAAUAGUCUUUUUCAAUAAACAAGAUUUAAUCUUCUCAAAAUAUGAAAAUACCAUCUGGGGUAAUGGUAUUUAUUCUCUUAACAGUCUGCUACAACACUAACCCUUUAAUAUUUGAUCAUUGAAAGUAAGAAACAAUAUACAAAAUAGAUCUUUUUCCUGCAGGUACACAUCAUGAAUGUUAAUUGGGGCCAUUUGUGGGAGUUUGAACAUUGUGUUGUUAUUCCCCAGUGAUAUUGCAUAAAAAUGGAAGCAUAAUAAAUAUCGCAACCACUGACGUGGUCAAUAAGCAAUCAAAAGGUUUGAGGGAUCAAAUUUUGUAGCAGAGAUGUUUUUGUGAUAACGGAAAACUAUGGAAAAUAUUUUUCAUUCCUAUGUAAAACUUUUCUGUAGUAAAUUGGCAUUGAACUCCCAAGUCAGAAAAAAUACAAAAAAAGUGGAGUUCUUUUGUAUUGGAGAUACAAUACAGAGGCUCAGGGCACAUGUUAAAUACCUCAAAGGUGAUUCCAUCCCUUGAUCCUGUUUAAUAUGGAAAUAAAUUAAAGAAAUGCAAUAUGUAACCCCAUGAUGUCACUGAAAUAUGAUGAUUACCUAAUUAGACUUAUCUCCCCUUUCUUGUGAUCAUUACUAAAAUAGUCUAACCUCCCAUAAUAUUCAUCAUGACUGAAGCAGACUUUUCUCCCAAAAAUAAUGCUGUUGCUAAUAUUUCGGACAUAUUAUUCAGGAAAUCAAGUUCAAAUAUAACAGUCUGAGGUUGUUUUUCAUGUGACAUAAUUGUUAAUGAAUUAAUUUCUAAUUACAGGGCAUUUUUUCAAUAUAGAGUGCAUUCCAAACAUUUUCUGAUAUGGCUGUGAAGUCCUUGUCGAUUUAAAUUUUUGAUAUAUUCUCCUUUGUGUUUGUCUCCCACUGUACUGUGGCUGUUUGUUUACUGUUAUGGUGGUAAAGGGUACCUUUUCUUUUUAAUUUAAUAAUUUUUCUUGAUUGUCAUUUUGAAUAUUGUUGUAUCUGAUAUGAUACAGAUACAGCCGGAGAUCAGACUGCCUAAUGCUGGGUUUGCUGAGGGGAGGGUCUUCUGUAUAUACAGUAGAGGUUACCUGAGAAAAAGGUUCAUUGUAUAAAAUAAAUUUGUUAUUCUUCGUUUUUUCUUCAUUGAAUCCAAUGAUACAUAUA